AUGGCGGCCCCGGCGACGCUGUUGGUGCGGCUCUGCCCGGCGCCCAGCGCCGCCGAGAAGGCGCUGCUCAAGCUCCAGAGCUACUUCCAGUCAGCGAAGCGGUCGGGGGGCGGCGAGUGCGAGGUGCGGCCUGGCCCCGAGCUCGGCACCUACUGGGUGCACUUCCAGCAGGAGCGAGAUAAGAGGAGUGUGGAAUCCCGCAGGGAUCACAUGUUGGAAAUGGGUGGCCAGCGCCUGAGUGUCAUCAUCCAGGGGGGAGAAGGGGAGCCGGGGAGGAGCCCGGUCCCAGCGCAGGCCUCGGCCAGCUCUCCCCCACCUCAGCGGGCAGCCGGAGGCCACGGGGACGAGGCGGCAGGAGAAGUCAUCACCAAAAAGAUAUUUCUUACAGUAUCUGCAACUUUGAAUACCAGUAUGUUCACUGAAGAGCAAAGGGAUAAAAUUGCCAUUAUAUGUCCAAAUUUAAAAAGAGAAGGAAAUCCUAAUAUUGAUGGCUGCGAGAAAUUGACGGGAGAUUUUACAGAUAUUGAAAAAGCUUACCACUACUUUAAGGAUAUCCUUGCAGGCAGUGACAGAAACGGUAACUUUUCACAUUCUGGAAGUAAGAAGCAUUUGGAAGAUGAAAAUGGUCUGAAUAGUGAAGAAACGAAUGAGCUUACAGUUCCGUCGGCUCAUUAUGAGUAUUUCAAUCAUACCUGCAAAGAACAAAUCAAAGCAGUACAGGAAGAUUUAGGAGUGCGUAUAAGAAGUAAAGAUCUUUACAAUGGACACACAUCAGUUUGCUUCACUUCUGAUGAAAGUCCUGCAUCAAUACAAGAAGCUGAAGAUUUUUUUAUCAGAACUUUUCAGAGAAGCGUAGAACAUCUGACACAGGAAAAAAUUCCUGUAAGAAACAGUUCCACAUUAAAAGAAACAAUAAUGCAAUUAAAUGCUAGGUUUAGUGGUCUUCUUGCCAAAGAGGAAGGGAAUCAAUUGCUACUCCGUGGCCCUGCGAGUGAGAUUUCAGCUGCCAAAGAAUUUCUAGCAGAGGGUGAGAACAGCCGAACUGAAAAGAAUAUGAAAAUAUCAUCUGAACUGUACAGGUACAGGAAUGGAGUAGAAGUUGCUGCUUCUAUGUUUAAAUUGUUGGAAACAACAUUAAACAAAGAAAUUGAAGACAUUAAAGACAAAUUUGAUACAGUAAUAGAAAAGAAAGACAGUUCAUGUGGCCAGAAAGUGUUCAUAAUAUUUAGGCCUGGGAUCAAAACUUCUGAUAUGUCUUCACAUGCCACUGAAAGUUUCAUCAAUGCAUUGCAGAAUGCCUUUGCAAUGUUAAGAGAAAAAGUCAUCAGCUGGAAGCUUUCAGAAGAUCAGAAGAAAAUAUUAAAUUUGCUACUUAAUGGAAAACAAUGGGAAGGUCUGCGUGUAAAACUUAAGAAGGAGGAAGACAAACUCAUCUUAAGUGGUUUACCAAAACAUCUUUCUGCUGCUGAAAAGCACAUUAUAAAACUUCUUAACAUUGAGGAUUCAAUACAAACUAAAAGUAGGACACCACUGUUCUCUGAUCUCAGCUAUCAAGAAGCUACAGGAGCAUCUGAGAAGAAAUACAAUAGCAGGGAAAACAAUAGUCUUUCUUCUGAAGGACACUCUAAGGCGAAGGCAGAAGACAACAAAGAUGUGUGUCCGAUUUGCAUGGAGACAAUUGAGAAUAAAGAAAUUCUGAGAAAGUGCAAGCAUGCGUUCUGCAGAAGUUGCAUCAAGCAGGCCAUGACUUACAAGCAAGUGUGUCCUGUUUGUAACACCGUCUAUGGAGUCGUGGAAGGAGACCAGCCAGAGGGAACAAUGUCACAUGUAAAGCUGGCUUCACCUCUCCCCGGUUAUCCUGGUUGUGGUACUAUUGAGAUUAGAUAUAGUAUGCAAGGAGGUAUUCAAACCAGCAACCAUCCAAACCCAGGGAAACCCUAUGGUUCAAUUAGGCGAACGGCGUAUUUACCUGACAACAAGGAAGGGCAAGAAAUUCUGCAGCUUCUCAAAAGAGCCUUUAAGCAAAAGCUGAUUUUCACAGUGGGGCACUCACGUACUACUGGUGCAGGAGAUGUGAUUACAUGGAAUGACAUUCACCACAAAACUUCCAUAGAUGGAGGACCUACCAACUUUGGUUACCCCGAUCCUGAUUAUCUGCAGCGGGUUCGAUCAGAAUUGAAAGCAAGAGGAAUUGAAUGAAGAAGUUUAUCAACCAUCAGCUCCUAAGUGUAAUAACACAUAGCAGUUAAUUUACUAUUCAAACACGAAGAAGAAAGAAUUCAUUUUGUUCAACUGCUGUACUUAAAUCACUUGUAUUUCACAGUCAGCUAAGGAAUAUUUUUCCAUCAAAUGAUAUAUGUUCUUUUUGCAUAUCAUUUAGUUCACUGAAUAAUGCUUCACUCCAUCAGUAACCUUUCCAGACUUUGUGAGUGCAGCAUCAGUGCUUGUUGCACUUGUCGAAUAUCAGAUUGUGUAUUUUAUUUUACUAGUGAACCUGAUCUGUGCUUUUUUGGACCACCAAAACCGAUAGAUCCACUACUAGUUUUUAUUUGACCAAACACUGACUUUAGCUUUGUGUAAUUAGGUCUGUCAUCAUGGAUAUAGCAUCAUGUAACCCACCUUCUGGAAAUGUUUUAUGCGGUUAUUAUAGAAUCAGCUGCGAUGAGGCUGUGAUCUUUUGCUUCUUUUUCAGGGCAGAAAUGGCAUUAAUGGUUUGUGCUUUAAACAUGGAAGUGGCGGGGAUAGUGUUUGAGGGGUUCAGGUGGGUGCUGCUGGGUUUUUAACCCCGCAAAAGUGCUGAGUGCUCAGAGCUGCGUUGGAGUAAAGGGAAAGUAACAGUGCCUUUGGCCAGCUCUGGCAACGGGAUCCUAGUUGUGUGCCUUUCGUUGUAUUUAAGCUUUUAAGUCAACUGUAUUCUUCCCAUUGCUUCCAAUAGAUAGCUUAAAUUGUAUUAUAAAGAUACCUUGUUGCUAUUCUGCACUGUCGAAAUAGCCUGCUAACUACCUUUGUGGUAGAGUGAAACAAAUAGCUUUUAUCUAAUGCAGUCAUAAUUUUUAGUGAGUUAAAUAAUUUCUGUUAGGCUAUUGAAUCUAACUAAUAAAUAAAAUAUAA
Molecule: messenger RNA, 3111 nt
Organism: Calidris pugnax (ruff)
Lineage: Eukaryota; Metazoa; Chordata; Aves; Charadriiformes; Scolopacidae
Gene: DTX3L
Product: deltex 3 like, E3 ubiquitin ligase
Exons: 5
Coding region: 1-2199 (732 amino acids)
Biological process (GO): Notch signaling pathway; protein ubiquitination
Source: RefSeq, a predicted model, not a curated record